AUGGCUGUGCAAAAGUUCAAACUCGUAUUCAUGGGCGACGCAAAUGUUGGCAAAUCAUCGCUGUUGUCACGUUUUGGAAACGAUGUUUUCAACGAAACAGCAGCUCCAACUGUCGGAGUCGAUUUUAUAACUCAUCGAUUGCAAAGUGAUGGAAAAACUAUUCGAUUACAAAUUUGGGAUAUCGCCGGUGAAGAACGAUUUCGAUCAUUGACAGAUACUUACGUACAAGGUAUUGAUGGCGCUGUCAUCGUUUUCGAUAUCACAAAUUCUAAUUCAUUCAAAAACGUUCGAUAUUGGUCUGAAAUGUUCAAUAACAAUCAAUCUGCGAACGUGGUGAAACUGUUGGUGGGUAAUAAAUGUGAUCUAUCCACAGAACGAGUGAUUGAACAUUCAGAAGCAAAAGAGUUAGCUGAUUCGUUAAAUAUACCUUACAUUGAAGCAUCAGCGAAGGAUACUUCUAAUGUGCACGAAAUAUUUCUUACCAUGGUGAAUAAUAUGGCAAAAACAACAGUUACAUCUCUGACAAUAGAACCUAUUGUUUCUCAUGAAGAAAAAAUAAAACUGGAAUGUGAUGUUUCAGCUGCAUCGGCGUGUGAAGAGUAUCGAAAGUGUAAAUUAGUGCUACUUGGAGAUUCAUGCGUUGGAAAAUCUGCUCUAUUAAAACGACUGACGCAAGAUACAUUUGAUGGUGAUUUUCAACCAACAGUUGGUAUCGAUUUCAUUACUCAUACAAUAACACAAAAUGAACAAUCGAUACGGUUUCAAAUUUGGGAUACAGCUGGUCAAGAGCGAUAUCGGAGUUUAUCGGGUAGUUACUGUCAACAUGCCGAUGGUUUUAUCAUUAUUUUCGAUGUUACCAAUGAAGAAUCAUUCAACAAUCUAACUAAAUGGUUGAGCGAUGCUUAUGCCAAUAAUACAAAUAACGUCAAAACUAUAUUUGUGGGAAAUAAAUGUGAUCUAACAGCUGAACGAGUAGUUCAUUACGAUCAAGCUAAAGCUUUAGCUGAUUCAAGGAAUGUAACUUAUCUGGAGACAUCGCCUAAGAAUGGCACCAACGUCGAACAAGUUUUCAUGUAUUUCUUUAAUGGCCUGAUAUCGAAGGAAUCAUCGAGGAAAACAAGUAGUCCAACUAUUCGACUUGAGCCGAAAGGCAAAUCAAAAGGAACUACGAGUGGAUUUUGUUGA
Messenger RNA from Adineta ricciae, 1185 nucleotides. The record is from the annotation of a GenBank genome assembly. NCBI's taxonomy places the organism in Eukaryota, Metazoa, Rotifera, Eurotatoria, Adinetida, Adinetidae.